UGCUGACUAAAGUUUAACCAUCAGAACCGAAGAACUCGUUAAUAACCUUCACUGUCGUCCUUUUCAGACUUUUGCUUCUUAGUCUUUAGAGAGCGCUUUAUCGAAAGAGCUUCGCUACCCCUAGCUGAAUAUAUCUGGCUGCUUUUGUGUGGAACAUGUCGAGUUUCUUUGGUUACAGCAAGAAAGAAAACAACGAAACUCCGCCGAAUACUGCAGGCACGACAAAGAGUACCUUCUCCACCAAAAGCUCUAAGGUAAUAAAGGGAUCGGCAUCGCCGCAUUCAGAAGAUACUCUCAGCCAGACAACAACGAAAAUUCACACAAAGCCAGCGCCGGGAACAGAUAUCGGACCAAUUCACGAGUAUGAUGAGAAGCAGAACGAAAUGAUGAAGCAAGUGAAAGAGUACGCAUUGUCAAUAUCUCUAGCCCCUUCGGAUCCUUAUGCCAAAUGGGAACGAAGAUGGUUGAACAAGCCGGACACUAUUCCUCGGUAUUCAAGAGCCUCAAAAUGGCAUUUAAAUGACGCAAAGAAAAGAAUCAAAAACACAAUGGAAUGGCGAAGAGAAUUCAAACCAGAAUUAAUAACUCCGGACGAGGUGAAGAUUGAAGAUGAAUCCGGAAAGAUUGUCAUCAAUGGCUUUGACAAUAACGGACGGCCUAUCAUCUACAUGCGUCCUGGAAGGCAGAACACGGAAACGAGUCCGAGACAGCUAAAACAUUUAGUGUGGUGUCUAGAGCGAGCCAAGGACCUCAUGCCUCCCGGGCAAGAAUCUCUUGUGAUCAUUGUUGACUAUAAGACCACAACCCUUCGAACAAAUCCUCCGAUCUCGGUUGCUAGCAAAGUUCUUACAAUCCUACAGCACCAUUAUGUUGAGACUCUUGGUCGAGCAAUCGUUACCAAUCUUCCGCUGCUUUUGAAUUUUUUCUACAAGGGUAUAUCUCCUUUCCUAGACCCCGUAACCAGAGAUAAAAUGCGAUUCAAUCCAAACUUGCUCGAAUUAAUACCAGCAUCCCAACUGGAAGCAGAAUUCGGCGGCGAAUACGAGUACGAGUUUGAGCAUGAACAUUAUUGGCAACAAAUAAUCGAAACCUGUGGUAUCGCUCCGGACGGCACCCGUGUAAACGAGGUAGUACCUGAGAUCGAUGGUGAAGAACUUGAGGAUGAGCUUACUUCGGAGCCAAGGAAAGAGACCGGGGAGGAGGAGGAGGAGGAGAAAGAAUCAACUUCUUCAACACCGGCCACUGCUGUAGAAUCACUGACAACUACGGCUCCAACUGCAGAAGAUGUAGCAAAGAGAGUUGAGGAGAUAUCACUCCGGAUGCCAAACGAUGCUCAGACGGUUACUGCAUGAAUGGGGUGCUGGUUGAGGGCCGAGGUUACAUUACGGCCGUUCUACAUACAGUCUUAAUCACUGUUGCUCUGUUAUCUGAUGUUUUGUAAAUUCAUCCUGUAGAUCUAUCAAUAGUAUCCGCUAUCUGUGCGCAUUC
Messenger RNA from Lentinula edodes (shiitake mushroom), 1488 nucleotides. Its product is annotated as CRAL-TRIO domain-containing protein. The transcript has 7 exons. NCBI's taxonomy places the organism in Eukaryota, Fungi, Basidiomycota, Agaricomycetes, Agaricales, Omphalotaceae. Bases 156 to 1352 code for a protein of 398 amino acids. Gene Ontology annotation, molecular function: phosphatidylinositol transfer activity. The record is from RefSeq and is a predicted model, not a curated record.